This is a messenger RNA of Rhizophagus irregularis DAOM 181602=DAOM 197198, 591 nucleotides long. RefSeq lists its product as uncharacterized. The record is from RefSeq and is a predicted model, not a curated record. Gene Ontology annotation, molecular function: SNAP receptor activity; SNARE binding. Gene Ontology annotation, biological process: vesicle fusion with Golgi apparatus; intra-Golgi vesicle-mediated transport; retrograde transport, endosome to Golgi. Gene Ontology annotation, cellular component: Golgi apparatus; ER to Golgi transport vesicle membrane; endoplasmic reticulum membrane. Lineage: Eukaryota; Fungi; Glomeromycota; Glomeromycetes; Glomerales; Glomeraceae.
AUGUCCGGCUCUGAGCUUUUUGAGUCAUAUGAAAAUGACUUUAGCCAGAUUUCUGCUUCUAUUGGAAAUAAAAUAAACAAGACAAUUCCUUCGCAGGCCGGAGAGAAACGGAAGGCUACUACUCGAGCUGCCGAACGUGAAAUUGAAGAGGCAGAAGAAAUUAUAGAGCAAAUGGAAAUGGAACUGUUAAAUACACAACAAUCAACACGCACACGCCUUCAAGCAAGAUUAAGAGGGCAUAAGAGUGAUCUAGAGAAAUUGAAACGUGAUUUGAAAAGAGCUAGUUCUCGUGUUUCCGGGCCAACAGAUCGUGAAGAACUACUUGCUGGCACAAAUGGAACUGAUCUUGAUAGUGCUUCUAUGGAUCAACGUGCUCGUCUUUUAACUGGAACCGAAACUUUGGCUGAUAGUAGUCGUAGAUUACAAGAUAGUCAUAGAAUUGCUUUAGAAACCGAAACUAUCGGUGCUAAUGUUUUGGAAGAUAUUCGUAGACAAAGAGAACAAAUCUUACAUAGCAGAAAUACCUUAAUGGAAGCGGAUUCAUAUAUUGACAAAGCUCAACGUACUCUUAAGGGCAUGGCUCGCAGGUGA